AUGGACAGACUGUCAACCGAACUUCUUGCCGCUAUUAUCUCUUACUUAGAGCCCUUGGAUCUUAUCAAUUCGCUUACGGUCUCACGACAAUGGCAAUUUGCAGUUGAACGGCACACAUUCUGUUCGCCACAUGUACGGAGCGACGAGCUUGACCGCUUCGCCAUAGUCUUUUCCGCCAGCAAUCGCGCAGGCGCCCUUGCGAAACUAAAUUUCCAUAUCUUGCUCCCAGCUUACUCCGACGAUCGGUGCGCUAAGUUCGAAAAUGAGAAGGAGAAGAAGACGAACAAUAAAGCAUUUACAGAUGCUCUUAUUGGUUUGUUUGAGAUCUUGCAUUCCUGGGAGAACUCGAACGCUGUGAGAACGCGGCUGUUUGCUCUAAGACUAGGUGCUUACUCGCCUAGUGAUCCGGGCUUUAGGGAGCGAGACCGACCGACCGAUCUAACGUGGCACCGAUUUGAGCAUUCCUCUCUGUCACUAUUGACGCCGGAAGAGCUACCAUCAGUUGAGAGCAUCACCAGUUUUCCACAUCCCUGUGUGGGUACCCGAUACAUUGCUGCGGCCGCCGUAGCAACUAUUGCCGCGAAGCUCCCAGCUCUAGAAAGGAUCGAUUGGGAGCUUGAGGAUGCCGCUUCCCCAGCGGAUCCCCCGCGUUAUCAGAGUCGUUACGACUUUGCGCAAGCCCUCUUAGCUAUCAAGGCCUCGAAGCUCAAGGCUUUCAGCUUAUCCUUUCCCUUUGAGGUGCCACAAAACGAAUUCUUCGAGUUCCCUAGCGCCAUUCCCCCGAACUUCUCUCCUACCGACGAUCCCCUCAGCUCAGCCCUCUAUGCUAUAUCCCAGAUCCCAAGUCUCCAGAUCUUCAGGCUGCUUGGUGAAAUUUCCAUUUCGCCAUCCCUCUUCGGACCUAUUCUCUCCACCGGGGAAACGCCGAUCGCUCAGCCGGCCACUUACCCGAACCUUGAAGCUAUUGCGCUCGAAUUGAACCGCACGACUCCUUCAGGCGACUGGCUCUUCACUGGCGACCCCGCAGAUGCGGACCUCAUUCAUUACAACUCGGACACGUAUGACUCCCAGAGCACCACAAGCGUAUCCUCGCGCAACUCUGGUGACAGCGACAACUCGCGCGUCCACGAUACGUACCACGCUUACCACGCGGCAGUCGGGCGCGGCGAGACCCCUAUCCGCUACUUCCGUAGCCGCCUCGCGCCUGAGCUUUUCGAUCCUCUCGUUAGAAGCCUUGCGCAAGCGCUAUCUCGCAUGCCUAAGCUCAACUGGCUGAAGGCAGACCUGCCCACUACGGGGGAGGGAGCCGGCCUACACAUCUUCUGUCUGGGGCCUGGAAGACCGCCUUGGGGAAAGGGGAGGGAUGAGGAGCCUGCGGUGAGGAGACUGGAGGCCGCGUGGGGACGGGGUUUGCGGUGGACGACCCCGGAGGAUGUGACUACGUUAUUGGAGGAGUGGGUGGGAGAUGGAGGGAUUUGCAAAAUGGGGGAGCUUCCGUAUGACUGA
Messenger RNA from Coniosporium apollinis CBS 100218, 1506 nucleotides. RefSeq lists its product as uncharacterized. The record is from RefSeq and is a predicted model, not a curated record. NCBI's taxonomy places the organism in Eukaryota, Fungi, Ascomycota, Dothideomycetes. Gene Ontology annotation, molecular function: protein binding. The transcript has 2 exons. Bases 1 to 1506 code for a protein of 501 amino acids.